AAGAUAAUAAUACCCCGCUUACACCCUCUUCUCCGAAUUCUUCCAAUAAAUUUUAUACAAACAAUGAUAGUGAAAUUUUGCCAACAAAACGGCCAAAAGUUAAGGAUAAUGAUGAUAAUGACGAUGAAAUUACAAGUUCACCUACUUCAUUAUUUUCACCAAAUAUAA
Messenger RNA from Dentiscutata erythropus, 168 nucleotides. NCBI's taxonomy places the organism in Eukaryota, Fungi, Glomeromycota, Glomeromycetes, Diversisporales, Gigasporaceae. The record is from the annotation of a GenBank genome assembly.